UGCCCUCGUCCACUCGACCGUCUUGCACACAUUUCGAGCGUUCGUGGCAAUUUUUAUUUUUACGAGCGUCCCGUAUUUUCAUUUCCGAAUUUGGCGUAAAAAUUUUGCGGUUUUUCGAAAACUCGCGCAAAGUUUCCACCGAUCACGUCGUCACGAUGUUUACCAGAGUUGCCGCCAAAGUCGGAGCGACUUGUGCUUACACCACGUGAAGACGACAAGCCCAGCUUUGUUGUACUUGGGUAUCCCAACCUUUUUUUCGAAGCAAAGUGGCGUGCCUUCAACGCUGGAGAACUGUACAAUGGAGGAGGUUCCAAGCGAUGUGGAGGUUGUCAUAAAAAAUGUUAACAACAAGGGGAUAAUAAUAAGGGACAGAGAGGAGAUAACCGAUAAGGGAGAGGAGAUCAAGACGACAGAGUACUUCUUGGACGUUGGAGAACAAGGCGACGGAGAUGAAGUUGACGACACGCAGUUCGUUACUGUUCAGAGCGAACAGGAUGGACAUUUUGUCGCGGUGGAGGUUGGUGAUUCUGGUCAAUUGAUAAUACCGGACAAGGAAGUUAUACUGUGGAACGAGAUCUGCAGAGUUUGUGCCAACAGUGGAAGCGAUAAAGAGUUUAUUCCGAUAUUCUCUGGGGAGGGACUAGAGCACGAUCUGAGCAGUAAAAUUCAUACCUAUCUGCCUAUGAGGGUUUCCGAAAAUGAUACACUUCCUCUUCAAGUAUGUUACAAUUGCGCAGCAACGAUGAUAGCAUGGGAUGAGAUAUUUAAAGGCUGUAUGGAUGCUCAGCAGCGGCUUCUAGAACUACAAAGUAAAUUAAAUCUGAAAGAGCAGUAUUAUAAUGACUCACCGGUUGAGGAAGAAAAUAUGGGCACAGUAUUAGAAGUCGAAACUACUAACCACGAGGAACCUCAGGUGGCAGCCAAAGACUCUUUGGAAACACUGCAGAUUGUUGAACCUAACAGGUCCAGAAGUUCACAGACACCAAAAACAGAUACAUCACACAAAUUAAAAAAUCAUCUUGAUGAAAAGAAGUCAUUCAAAUUUUCUAAUAGUAAUGAAAGUGGAUGUUUGAGUGUCGUGACAUUAACGCAGAAUCUUGAAAAAGAACAUUUUAACGGACCUGUUGAGAAAGGAGAUUCUCUAGUAAGCGGGACAGUCGAUGCUGUUGCGAAAGAAACUCGAAUCAUGACGAGAGUGCUGAAUCCACCUGAGAUACGUACUUCGAGAGAAACGGAUGAAAUCAGCGAUCUUACGAAAAAUAGGAAAUUAUCCGAAGAAGAAAUCACAACGGCAACCGCCAACGUAGCAGAUCUUCUAGAGCACGAAGAGUCCGAAAAGGUCGAAGACGAAACUCGAAUGAAAAUAGCCGAGUUCUCCAGUUCUGCCGACGAAUGCCUAGACCGCAGUUCAGAAAGCUCCGACGUCGACGCCCCCGAAAAAGCAUCCUCGGAGACCGACAAAAAAGUCAAGAGCCAAAAACGAAUGCCAGUGUCGUACACUUGCGACGACUGCGGUAAAAUCUUCAAGUUCAAGGAUACAUUUUCCCGGCACCGGCGCAUCCACUCCGACGAGCGCCCGUUUACCUGUCACGUUUGCGGAAAGCGGUUCCGCGACUCCGGCGGACUAUGCCGCCACGUCCGAGACGUUCACGCCAAGGUGAAGAAGUGGCCCUGCAGCAGAUGCAGCCGGAGUUUUGCAUCAAAGGCGACUCGUGACGACCACGAACGCACUCACACGGGCGAGCGGCCCUACAUCUGCGAUAGCUGUGGCAAGAGCUUCAAGACCAAGGCUUCACUCUACAUUCACGCCAAGAUCCAUACGGAUCUAUUCCCACAUCUCUGCGUCCACUGCGACAAGAGCUUCCGGAGGAGGCAAGAGCUGCUGGCCCACGUGACGACUCACACUGGCGAGAAGAACUUCGAAUGCGACGUGUGCUUCAAGAGCUUCAGGAUAAAAAUGGAGCUGAGAAGGCACGCGCUCAGCCACUCGGAUGACAAGCCGUUCGUCUGCGAGCUGUGCGACUUCAGAUGCAAGCAGAGGCGGUAUCUCAACAAUCACGUGAAGCACAAGCACAGCUUGAUCGAGAAAACACCAUACGAAGGAGCUAGCACAUGCUUGAAUCUCGAAGAUGGCGGGGUCAUCACCAUCCUCACGACAGAGCCGACGAUGGUUUCAGCUAGUGAAAUCGACGCCAUGACUGCCGUAACGCCUCGACGUCGAAAGCGCAGCAAGAGGGAUUCUCUGGAUGUCGAGGGCUCAAAUAAGUCGAAAUCCGCCAACCGCACUGGCCAACGCCGACAAGAGAUAAUCCAAGCCAAGGUAAUCGUCGAUGGCACCAUCUACUACAAGUGCGAGGAGUGUCCCAAGCUUCUGUCAACUCCGUACAACUACAUCGCGCACAAGCGCGUGCACACCCACGAGCGGCCGUGCACCUGCGAGAUCUGUGGCAAGAGCUUCACGGCGGGAUCGUCGUUGAACCGGCACGUGCGCGACGUCCACCAAAAGAUCAAGGACUACAAGUGCGACUAUUGUGACCGCAGGCUUGCGUCGAAGGUCGCCCGAGACGAGCACCAGCGCACUCACACGGACGAACGACCCCACGUUUGCGAGACCUGUGGCAAGAGCUUCCGACAGCGAGCAUCGCUCUCGGUGCACCGAAGGUUCCACUCCAAGAGCUUCCUGUUCAACUGCAAGCUCUGCCACAGAGGAUUUCCCAGGAAGCAAGACAUGGAGAGACACGAGUUGACUCAUACCGACCAGAAACCUUACGGCUGCAAGGUCUGCGACAAAACUUUCAGGAGCUCGGCCUCGGCCAUAAGGCAUCGACAGGCCAGCAGCAACGUACAAAGAAAAACCUGCACGAAAGAAAAGCAAGAGAAGCUUCUUCCUAGCUUUCGUCCAGCCAAGCAGUGUACCAAGCUUUUGGAGGCUGUCGACCCGCUGAAAAUUGAUAAACCGCCAGACACCGACGAUUUAGCAAAGCAGAUACAGGAAACUGUCGAAAGGUUCACUUACAUGUGCGGAGUCUGCGACGAACUUUUUGACGAAGAGGAUGCGUUGAUGCGCCACAUACGCAAGGCCCACGAGGAGAGUGAUUCUGAGUUCAAUCCGAUGCGCUACGAGUGCAGCAUCUGCGGUCGCUCGUACGAGACCAAAAUUGGCCUGAUUAGACAUCUGGCCAAACAUAGAGGUACCACCCAUUUGCCUGGCGAGGAAAAGCUCCUCGCCGAGUCCAAGAUCCGUUUGGCGCAUGUGUCGGGGUCCGUGUACAAGUGCAAUAUCUGCAUGAAGGUUUUAUCCUGCCCAAAGUCAUUCCUGCGCCACAUUCGAGUUCACAACAACGAGAAACCUAUCGUGUGCGAUAAAUGUGGCAAGUCCUACCGCAUGGAGCAAGAUCUGAAGCGACACCAGGAUGACGUGCACGAAAAGAUCAAAAGAUUUCCCUGUGACCUGUGCGAAAUGUCUUUCGCGGCAAAGGGAACGAGAGAUGCGCACAGAAGAAUUCAUACGGGGGAGAAGCCAUUCGAAUGCAACGAAUGUGGUAAGUUCUUCAGGUCUGUCAGCCUGCUGGGUGUACACAAAAGGAUGCAUCAGGACUAUCGACCCCACAAGUGCAAUUCUUGCGAGAAAGCCUUCCGAUCAAAGCAAAAGCUCGAGGCGCACGAGGCUAUUCACACGGGUAUCAGACCGUAUCCAUGCGACAUAUGCAAAAAAUUGUUCGCGGCUAAAGGAGAGGUGACCAGGCACCGGUCUGUUCACUUUAACGAGAAGCGCUUCCUCUGCUCGGAGUGCGGACUAGCUUUUAGGCUGAACAGAUCUAAGGAACUUCAGCGAACUUGCGCCAGCUUCAAAGAGUUUCAAAAGAUUUACAAACACGCCCUUCCAGCUUCCAAAAUCAAGAGGAAAGCUCAAUUACCACCCAAAUCAGCGAAGAAACGUACGAGCCGUACAAUAAAAAAGAAAUCAGUAAAACAAAUUGCCAAGAUAAAAAUGGAAUCGGAAAACCACUGCACAACCCCAAAAGAAGAUACUCUGGAAGAUUCGGAAAAUUCGAUCUUCGCGGAAGUUCAGCCUGAAUCUCCACAUUCCGACGGUGUCGACGACCACGACGCCGACGAUCCAGAUUUCGAGCUGACGCCUGACAUCUCACCGAGCAAAACGAAAAAGUCCCGGCGCAAGCUCAGCGCUGACAACUCUACCGCCUCGAACGCUGGCAACCUCGAGUGUACAGAAUGCAACAAGAAAUUCCGCAUGUACAACAGCUACCAAAUCCACAUGAGGAGACACACAGGAGAGAAACCCUACACUUGCCACAUCUGCGGAAAACAAUUCGGUCAAACAGGUAGCUUGUAUUAUCAUUUGAAGCACGUCCACGGUGGCGUCAAGAAUCAUGCCUGCGAUAUCUGUGGCCGGUGCUUUGCUAUGAAAACAGCUAUGGAGGACCACCGUAGAAUUCACACGGGCGAACGGCCUUACGUCUGCGACUCCUGCGGCAAGACCUUCAAAACUAAAGCCUCGCUCUACAUCCAUAGUAAGAUUCACACGAACGAGUAUCCGUUUAAAUGUAGUUACUGUAAGAAGCUGUUUCGCUGGAAGCAACAGAUGAUCAGUCAUGAGACGACUCACACGGGGGAGAAAAACCACAUUUGUGAUAUCUGCGGAAAGGGUUUUGGAGUGAAGAACGAAUUGACGAGGCACCGGCGGACCCAUUCGUUGGACAAGCCGUUUACUUGCCAGAAGUGCGGCGUCAGCUUCGGGCAGAAAAGAUAUCUGACUAAUCACAAUCGAACGCGACACAAGACGAAGGUCGCUGGCAGUUCUUAAUUGUAAAAUAGUGACUGAGAGAAAAGGAGAUCAGUUAUAUUUAAUACUAAUUUUAUACAUCAUUAAAAUUGUGAAUUUAUUCUAUUUGCAAAUUGUAUAUAAAACUUUUUGUAAUACAAAUAUAUGUGCUCCUUAUGUUUAAUGCGAGUUUGAGAUUUCUUUCUUAGUGCUACAUGUAAUACAAUUUCAUUUUUUUUCAAGUCAUAUUUCAGUUCAUUACAAUAGCUUAUUUGAUAGAAUUUAUUUACACAUUGCAAUUACUAAUUAUGUGUAGUCUAUCAUAUUUUAAUCAAACAUAAAAUUUCGUGUCACAUACUUUCAUAAGCAAAUAACUUGCUUAUGUUUUGGUACAGCUUGGUAACACAUGUAAACUAAAUUCUAGUUUUGAAAACCUUAA
Messenger RNA from Nasonia vitripennis (jewel wasp), 5222 nucleotides. Its product is annotated as zinc finger protein 62 homolog. The record is from RefSeq and is a predicted model, not a curated record. Bases 299 to 4825 code for a protein of 1508 amino acids. Gene Ontology annotation, cellular component: nucleus. The transcript is spliced from 9 exons. Lineage: Eukaryota; Metazoa; Arthropoda; Insecta; Hymenoptera; Pteromalidae. Gene Ontology annotation, molecular function: zinc ion binding.